UCAAGAUGAUCUAGCCAUUCUUGAUCUAGAAAAAACCAUGAAAUCACUGGCUGGUGGUGCCACGAGUGGUUUUAAUGCACCUGACUAUGUCGUAGGUGAAAAUAAAAGUGUGGUGAAAGAUGAAUCCACUGGUUUUGGUCUGCUUGGUCUUCCACCAAAAGUAUGGAUUCCUGAACGAUAUGUACCCGAAGACGAUGAAGAGGAGUUAUCUCCGGAGGAAAAAGUCAAAAAAGAUGAUAGAGUCGAACACCUUAAGAAAAUGCUCUCUCAUCACAGCCUACAAGACUGGCAUCCUAGAGAAUUCAUGUCAGACUGGUACAAGAUGGACAUGGAAGCCGAAGUCGAGGCAGUUAAAGAUAAAAUAGAGGAAGAAAAACACAGGAGAGAAGAGUUGCUGUCUUUGAAAGCAGCAUUAGCUCAGGAAGUGAAGCAAGCCACAAAGUCUGUAGCAGCCAAACAAUCAGGUUCGCAUGAAACCCAUAUAACAGCAACAACCCCAGUCCUACAGAGAGCUGCGUUAAACGGAAAUAUAUACACAUCGCAAUCAAGGGAGGAGAGACAAGCCACUCUAUAAACAAAUAUUGGGCAUCUAUAACAAUAAGAAUUUUUUUAUUUAUGUUUUAAGUAUUGGAUGUAAAUUGGCUGGUAUUCUAAGUUGCAAUGAGUAUUAGCCAGUAAAUACUCAAUAAACUACUAAGCAAAUUGGCAAACAGCCAGAUGCCAAGUAUCAGUUUGUCUUAUUCCAAAUAUUUUAUACAUCUUUCAAUUUUUUUUGCAAAUGACUGUAGUACUAUUUUCCUUAAUUAUAUGUGA
Molecule: messenger RNA, 813 nt
Organism: Saccoglossus kowalevskii
Lineage: Eukaryota; Metazoa; Hemichordata; Enteropneusta; Harrimaniidae
Molecular function (GO): protein binding
Source: RefSeq, a predicted model, not a curated record